Messenger RNA from Cornus florida, 2792 nucleotides. RefSeq lists its product as uncharacterized. Bases 163 to 2250 code for a protein of 695 amino acids. The record is from RefSeq and is a predicted model, not a curated record. NCBI's taxonomy places the organism in Eukaryota, Viridiplantae, Streptophyta, Magnoliopsida, Cornales, Cornaceae. The transcript is spliced from 13 exons.
UUACCCUAACCCGUGGCCGAAACUUUACGGGUCUUGCGUCUCUCUCUCUCGGGCUCAAAUCCCUCUAGAAAGCCGAAGACUACUGGUCUACUGCAAAACCUGCAAUCGAUCAUUCUGUAAUUGGCGAGAAAGAGACGACGACGACGACUACAACUACUGAAGAUGAGGAAGCGCGAUUUAGCUAUUUUAAUGCUCUCAGCUUUCGCAAUUUUCUUCUCUCUUCAGCACGAAGGUGAUUUUUCGUUCAGGGAGGCGUGGUUCCAUCUUUCUGAUGAAUACCCAAUUAAGUACGAGGCAGAGCGUCUCCCGCCGCCCAUUGUUGCUGAUCUUAACGGAGAUGGAAAGAAAGAGAUUCUUGUGGCCACCCAUGACGCCAAAAUUCAGGUUUUGGAGCCUCAUGCUAGGCGUGUGGAUGAAGGGUUCAGUGAAGCACGUGUGCUUGUAGAGGUGACCCUGUUGCCUGACAAGAUCCGAAUUGCAUCAGGGAGACGUGCUGUAGCCAUGGCCACAGGAGUCAUUGACCGAACUUAUAAGCAGGGACAAGUACGGAAGCAGGUCCUAGUUGUUGUCACAUCAGGUUGGUCUGUGCUAUGUUUUGAUCACAACCUCAAAAAACUAUGGGAGACAAAUUUGCAGGAGGAUUUUCCACACAAUUCUCACCAUAGGGAGAUAUCUAUUUCAAUAAGUAAUUAUACCCUAAAGCAUGGGGAUGAAGGAUUGAUAAUUGUUGGCGGAAGGAUGGAAAUGCAGCCACAUAUGUACAUAGAUCCUUUUGAAGAAAUUGGGAUGGCAGAUAAAAAUGCUGAACAGCAUAGAAGAAGUGCUACUGAAAAGGAAGCUUCUGAGAAUUCUGGAACUGUGGAUUUACGACAUUUUGCAUUUUAUGCUUUUGCGGGUAGAAAUGGCGCUCUUCGAUGGAGCCGGAAGAAUGAGAAUAUUGAAGCACAUUCAUCAGAUGCGUCACAGUUAAUUCCGCAGCAUAACUACAAACUUGAUGUUCAUGCUUUGAACAGUCGUCGUCCUGGAGAGUUUGAAUGUAGGGAAUUCAGGGAAUCAAUUCUUGGAGUUAUGCCUCAUCACUGGGAUAGGCGAGAAGACACUUUGUUCAAACUGGCACAUUUCAGGCGGCAUAAAAGGAAGACUUUGAAGAGAACACCUGGGAAAACUACGAAUUACCCAUUCCACAAGCCUGAGGAAAACCAUCCUCCUGGGAAGGACUCAACAAAAAAAAUUUCAAACUUGAUUGGAAAAGCUGCAAAAUAUGCUGGUUCAGCAAAACCCAAGAAGCCAUUGCCUUACAUUCCAACCAUAACAAAUUACACUCAGCUUUGGUGGGUUCCUAAUGUUGUUGUCGCUCAUCAAAAGGAAGGGAUAGAAGCUCUUCAUUUGGCAUCUGGCCGCACUAUAUGCAAGCUUCAUCUUCAAGAAGGGGGCCUCCAUGCAGAUAUUAAUGGAGACGGAGUCCUAGAUCAUGUCCAGGUUGUAGGCGGCAAUGGCGCUGAGCAGACUGUGGUAAGUGGAUCCAUGGAAGUGCUGCGACCUUGUUGGGCUGUAGCAACCUCUGGUGUGCCUGUACGAGAACAACUUUUCAAUGCUACUAUAUGUCAUCAUUCCCAUUUCAAUUUCUUCCAACAUGGAGAAUUCUCCAGAACCUUCGGUCGAGCUUCAGAUGUAAGCUCUUUAGAGGUUGCAACACCUAUCCUUAUCCCAAGAGGUGACGGUCAUCGGCAUCGUAAGGGAAGCCAUGGUGAUGUUAUCUUCUUGACAAAUCGAGGGGAGGUGACAUCAUACUCGCCAGGCUUGCAUGGCCACGAUGCUGUUUGGCAAUGGCAGCUCUUGACAGGUGCCACUUGGUCAAACCUUCCUUCACCAUCAGGGAUGACGGAAGCGGGUGCAGUGGUCCCCACACUGAAAGCGUUCUCCUUGCGUGUGCAUGAUAACCAAGAAUUGAUCCUUGUAUCAGGGGACCAAGAAGCUGCAGUGCUAUCUCCUGGAGGAGUUAUACUAACUACCAUCAAUCUUCCCUUACCUCCCACCCAUGCCCUGAUAUGUGAGGACUUUUCGAAUGAUGGUCUGACCGACCUUAUUCUCGUUACCUCUAAUGGGGUGUAUGGCUAUGUUCAGACCAGGCAACCAGGUGCACUUUUCUUCAGCACACUAGUGGGUUGCCUUAUAAUUGUGAUGGGAGUAAUAUUCGUCUCCCAACACCUGAAUUCUAUCAAGGGAAAACCUCGAGCUUCAUCAGGUUAGCAUUGAAACAGUGGUUUUGCACGUUGUGGAUAGCAUUCUUCACUGAAGUGGUGUUGGAAAUGAGAUCGCCUGCGCUGAUGGAGCCUAAUAAUCGUGUUGAGGUGAGAGGGUCAUGGGGAUGUCCUUCAAAAUAGGGAACAUCACCAGUUUUUCUGUUGUGGAAGCUUAAUACAAAGUUCAUGGUUAUGAUCGGUACGGUAAACCCUUUGAAACUUCCUUCCCCGACUUCGUAGUUUGGGUAGCUGUUUCCAUAUUUACUAUUACUAUAUUAUAAGAGUCUUGAAUGUAGUAAUUCUUGAGCUAAAUGUUGGGGGAGGUUCCCAGGAUUUUGGAUUAACUUAUAGAAAUCUUUAUAGUCUGCCAAUGAAAUUUCUUUUCUAGUUCAUAAGCUCCCUCCAAAUGUUGUCCGUCUCUCAAAAUACUUGCUGAAAGUGAUUGUUUUACAUAGCCUCCUUGUAUCAAAUGAUGCAGCGUACUUUGUCUGGGAACACAUGCUUUUGUGUAUUGUUAUAAUUGACAUGGAGAAGUGUGAUAUAGUAGUA